This is a messenger RNA of Racocetra persica, 835 nucleotides long. NCBI's taxonomy places the organism in Eukaryota, Fungi, Glomeromycota, Glomeromycetes, Diversisporales, Gigasporaceae. The record is from the annotation of a GenBank genome assembly.
UGAUCCUGAAAAACGAGAAAACGAAAAGUACGAUGCUGUUAUCCAAGCUGCAUUGGACGCAUGGGGAGCACAUAAGGAUGUAACUAUGGACGUUUUUAAAACGAAGCCGACUAAGGAUAUGAAAAAGUCAAAUGCCAUAAUAUUUGAAGAGGACGAUAGAGGUGAUAUAGUACCACCGAUUGUAUUAUAUAAUCAGGACUUACCACCGAAAGAAACGCCUAGAUCAAAGUCCCCAAUAAUAUCUCCUCAAACGUGCCCAGUUGAUUCUUCUUCAUCUCAGUCCGUUGUUUUACAUCAAUAUUCUCAGUCAAAAGCGACAUCAUUGCCAUUUGUGUUUCAUGGACAAUCUUAUGUAUCUCCUCUCCUCCAAGCCUUAUAUGAAGGCAAUAUAGCUCAAGCCAAUUCCGUUGCAAAAUAUCUCGAUGGGUUUAAGAUUGAUUUAUCACCAAUUCUUUCUAUUGAACUACCUGCCGAUAUUGAAAUCGAAGUUAGGCAGAAUAGCAAGUGGCCGGCUUAUUAUGCAGAUGUAAAUAAAAAUGAACGUCGCUAUUCAUGUGAAGAAACGAUAAAGAAAGCUCUCCAUCAUAUCAUGCACUCAAGAGUGGCAAUUAUUAAUGCAGCCCCUGUUACAUCUGAAGUUUUAUUGAUUACGAAGGCUGUAAAGCUUCUUUCCGAGCCUCUGAGCCAAAGAACCAUUAUUGCCCCGAUAAUUGUCAUAACAAAGUGUUCUUUGACACUUGACAAGAUAUUGGUAGAGCUUCUUUCCAUUUUCCCAAAUUUAAUUCGUGUUGGUUCAACUAAGCAAUGUAAGAAUCGUUUGCUUGCUGGAAGACAG